AUGUACGUGGCUGAAGUUGACCAGCGAGACUGGGAUGAGUAUGCUGAGCGGCUCACAUUUGCCAUUAACACUGCACAAGAUCGGAUCCGGGGGGAUACCCCAUUUUAUCUGAUUCAUGGGUGGGACCCGCGAUCGACUUUGGAGGCUACGCUACCAGUGGGGAAUACGGGGACACGAGAUCGCGAUCCAAAGAGGCGGAGAUACAAAAUCCAAAGACAAUACCAGCGAGCCCGAUCUGCAGUGAACGAUCGUUUACAAGCCGCAAUCCAGGAGCGAGCGGAUCGACACAACGAAGAUCUGGAACCACACGAGAUCGAAGUAGGAGCGCAAGUUUGGCUAUACCUGGACCGAGUUAAAGAGGGAUAUGCGAAGAAGCUAGCGCACAUGUAG
Messenger RNA from Peronospora matthiolae, 390 nucleotides. The record is from the annotation of a GenBank genome assembly. Lineage: Eukaryota; Oomycota; Peronosporomycetes; Peronosporales; Peronosporaceae.